AUGAGGAUCAUAUUGUCUGUAGUAUUAUUGCACGGGAAUGGUUACCAAGGUGACCAGUGUGGCGUGACUUAUUCACGACAAGAUAUCAGACUUCGAGRCCGCCUUAUACAAAGAUCAUCAGUAGAGAAAAGCUACCAGUGCAUCGAUAAGUGUUCAAUGGUUCCUGACUGUCACAGUAUUAAUUUUUACCCAGACAGAAAGAUAUCUUCAGGAAGACGAGAUAUCUUGGCAUUUCCAGGCAAUAGCACAAAAGAAAAAGCAGUUUUCGACCAAGAUAAUGACAACCUCACUGCUUUAACAAUUUGCUUGUGGGCUCAGCCAGACCUAUAUAACACAACCAUCCGUCCAACAGCAUUUAGCUAUGCUAUACCAGGAAAKUCCAAUGACGAAAUACGACUUCGAAUCCUGGUGAACGGAGUGAAGUAUUUCUUCGCUGAAAAUCCAUUGGACAACAAUGAUAAUAUCCUUGAUGGAAAGUGGCAUCAUCUGUGUAUGACAUGGGAAAAUACCAACGGACAUGCUAAACUUUACAUCGACGGAAUGUUUAAAGCUCAAGAAAAGCGUAAAAUAGGACAUAUCGUUMGAAAAGGAGCUCUUGUUUUGGGUCAAGAUCAAGAUGGAUACAAAAAAGGAUAUAAAGCUCAUCAGAGCUUCCAAGGAAKGUUGACUAAUGUUAACAUGUGGGACAGAGAACUGACAACACAGGAGGUCUUGUCAAUGGCGGCAUCUUGUAAUUCGGACGAGACAGGAAACAUCGUGAAGUGGUCAGACUUUCGAGUAAAAGAAGGAGAUGUAAAGACUCUCUGCAUUGCUGACUGUGUCUAACGCGAAUGGCUAGAGCUGAGUACAGUUCAUGGGAAAGCAACUCUAUAUAAGGGACACUUGUAUUAAUGGYAUAACYCUUGAAAUUAUAUAUGCAAGAGAUUUUUUCGCAUUGU
This is a messenger RNA of Exaiptasia diaphana, 938 nucleotides long. RefSeq names its product neuronal pentraxin-1. The coding region runs from base 1 to 825 and encodes 274 amino acids. The transcript has 4 exons. Lineage: Eukaryota; Metazoa; Cnidaria; Anthozoa; Actiniaria; Aiptasiidae. The record is from RefSeq and is a predicted model, not a curated record.